This is a messenger RNA of Aspergillus piperis CBS 112811, 1503 nucleotides long. RefSeq names its product fungal specific transcription factor domain-containing protein. The transcript is spliced from 4 exons. NCBI's taxonomy places the organism in Eukaryota, Fungi, Ascomycota, Eurotiomycetes, Eurotiales, Aspergillaceae. The coding region runs from base 97 to 1392 and encodes 431 amino acids. The record is from RefSeq and is a predicted model, not a curated record.
CCAUAUUGUUCAAACUGUCUCCGCCUUCACAAGGACUGCGAAUAUGACAGCGUUGAUAAGAGAAAGAAAGAGAGCUGGAAAGCUAUUAUUAACACAAUGGAACAAAAAAUCGCACAACUCGAGGAGAAUAUUCGGCAGCUAAGUUCUAACCCAACUUCUCAGACAGCCGUCGAGACUUCGUUAGUACAGAGCAAACAAAUCGCAGACAAUUCUGGUAGCAGCGCUCAAGUCAUAGGGAGUAUUUUCCCACCAGGGGACUUGACUCAAAUCACUUCUGGCCAUAACAUCUUUGGCCCAACAGGAAAAACAUUUGUUCCGUCAUUCGAUAGUGGGUUCGGCAAGAUACCGAUCGAAGAUCGUAGUCAAACUGCAAUAUCAGCGUUUCUCUCGGGGACUGCCUGCCUGUUUCAUACUUUGCCCCCUGAAGAAUGCAGGAAUCUUACAUCCAGGGUUUACCACAGAGAUAGUAAUAUUGGAAGCAGCGACAUAUGCGAACUCUGCGCCAUUGCCGCUGUUGGCUGUCGUUAUGAUGGUGCCAGUGAGGAUAAUGCUUGCAUGAUAGCCUAUUUUCAAAAAGCCUUGCUUCUUCUCUGUGAUGCUAUAGAAAAAGCCAACAUGCAGACUAUCCGGAUUCUCACCUGCCUAUCAAUGUAUUUGAUCCUUGAUAGGAGCAUCGCCGCAAGACUCCUGAUAUCUAGUGCUCUCCACCUGACGCGCUGGUAUCGGCUAGUUGCCAAGUACGGGCAAGACGCCCAAACGGAAUGGUCCCGGGUCUUUCGGACGUUAACAUCUUUGGAAACUUGGCUUUCAUUUGCGCUCGGAUGUCGACAUGGUCUACGGGACGAUGAAAUCCACGCAGUCAAAAAUCUCAGUAAUAUGGAAUUGUCAAGUGUGGCCUCUGAACAUCCUCCACCGACCACAAUCAGCAUAAUUCAAUCUCAAUUAAGUAAAGUAACAUUACUGGCGGCAGAAGUAUUCUCACGCGCUAGGUUUGGAGACGGCAGCUGGUGGCCGUGGGAAAGACUUGAAGAGCUUUCAAGUCACUUAGACGUAUGGCGUCAGGAACUUCCGGCUUCUCUAGAACUGCAGAGACUUGCUUCGAACAACAAUAGUCUGCCUGAAGACUCCAGGCGAGCUCUUUUUUUGGUACACAUGGUAUACCUUGAGGACCGUGUGAUUUUAUAUCAACACUUCAUGCAGCAAGCUUCUGACGCUUGCAUCAUGAACAUGCCUUCGAGUUUCCAUCAGAUUUACGCAACAUUCGCCCACCAGCUUGCCUGGAUUAUUGGUAUCAUCUUCCAAGAUCGGAGUCCAUUUCUAAGAAAUUGGCUUGCUAUGUCAGUGGAUCUUGAAGCUUGGUCAUAUCAUGCUAAUAUAGGUUUCGUGCUAUAGUCACGCGUCGUUCCAUGCGGCUAUCACGCUGCUAUCGAGUAUAUGCCAGCAUCUUCUUGACGGGUCUGAUCUUAGGAGCAUAGAAAGCCACCUGACCGAUGUCAAUACGUG